Molecule: messenger RNA, 4022 nt
Organism: Schizosaccharomyces japonicus yFS275
Lineage: Eukaryota; Fungi; Ascomycota; Schizosaccharomycetes; Schizosaccharomycetales; Schizosaccharomycetaceae
Product: cohesin-associated protein Pds5
Exons: 2
Coding region: 260-3901 (1213 amino acids)
Biological process (GO): chromatin organization; attachment of meiotic spindle microtubules to meiosis II kinetochore; mitotic sister chromatid cohesion
Cellular component (GO): mating-type region heterochromatin; chromatin; nucleus
Molecular function (GO): DNA binding; chromatin-protein adaptor activity
Source: RefSeq, a predicted model, not a curated record
UCGCGUAUAGCAACUUAAAUUAGAUACCUAGCACCAACCAGACUCAGACGUCGAAUUCAUCAGAAAGCAAUCAUCUUUUUCAAUAAUUACACCUAGUAACACGCGUUAUUAACUCAAACUUAAUAGAUCAAGCCGUCUGUGCAUUCUGACACUUUGUUUUGCAUUUUUUACAUCUUAAAGACAUAUACAUAUCUUUUUCUGCAUAUCUCUAGGUUAAAACACUCAGUUGUUUACUUUCACUGUGUUAGGACUAUUACUGAUGUCAAGUCAACAAAAUGCUCAAAUAUUGGAUUUUGGAGAAGAGAUCGUACCUACUCAUGCAAACCGUAUAGGGACAUCGGAAUUGCUGAGCAGACUACAGCGCUUGCUCAGUAAGCUUGUCGAGAUGGAUCAAGACUUUGCCGAACGAGACUCUAUUUUGUCAGUAGCACAUUCUUUAGUGCAUAAGAAUCUGCUUUCACAUAAAGAUAAAAGUGUAAGAGCAUAUGUCUGCUGCUGUAUCGUGGAAGUACUCCGUCUAUGUGCUCCAGACGCUCCUUAUACUAUAUCCCAGCUUGAGAAAGCUUUUGAAACGAUCAUUAAAUUACUUCCUGGUUUAGAAGAUCCGGAGUCUGUGUACUAUCCUCAGCUGUACCAUAUACUUGAAAGUUUAUCUGUGGUGAAGUCCGCCGUACUAAUCGUCGAUUUUCCAGCAGCAGAAACAUUUCUUACUUCUUUAUUUCGAUUAUUUUUUGAUUUGGCGAGAAAGGGAAUAUCAAAAAACAUCGAGGUUUAUAUGCUUGACAUUCUGCAACAGUUGAUUAACGAAGCGUCUAUAAUUCCACCUGCUGUAGUCAAUACUUUACUUGCACAGUUGGUUUCAGGAACGAGUGUUCAAAGUUUUGUAGGACCUUCAGAAAAUUCCAAACGCGGAGGGGGCUUUCAGUUAGCACGGAAUAUUCUUCAUGAGUGCUCAAAUCGAUUACAGCGCUACAUAAGCCAGUACUUUUCUGAAAUAAUACUUGAGACAAAAGAUAUUCUUCCCGAGGAAAAUGUUCCUCGCGAGUUUGUAGCCGCUCAUAAUUUGGCCUUAGAAUUAUGGACCUACGCUCCUUCAACCUUACUGAAUGUUGUCCCCCAGCUGGAAAACGAAUUGCUUGCCGAGCAUAGUUCGAUCCGUCUCCUAGCAGUGGAGACUGUUCGACUGAUGAUUAAAAUACAUACAUUGUGGUCGGAUUAUCCACAAGUCUGGAACGCAUUUCUCGGUCGUGUCAAUGAUAAGCUUGUAGAAAUUCGGACAGCUUGUACUCAAGGCCUCAUAAAUGCCGCGCUAAACCCACUCGCUUCUCAAGAUAUUAUACAGUUAAUUAUGCAAUUGUAUGAAGUAAAGUUGGCAGACACUGACGAACGCGUCCGUGUCUCAGCUAUUGAAGCACUUGGUUCACUACCCUAUGAAACCCUUCGACUAACGGUUCCUGUGCAUGCCCUAAAGCUCUCUGCUGACCGACUUCGUGACCGGAAAUACUCUGUCCGUACCAAAGCCAUUCAAACACUCAGUGCACUUUACAAUGCUUCGUUUGCUGAGCAGAUUUCUGGAGACGAUUUCUCUCGUCAAGCUUGCUCUUGGAUACCCUCCUCCUUAUUGAAUGUUUUCUAUGUUAACGAUGAACCAACGAAUGCUGCUGCAGAACUUUCUUUUUUUGAAGUAAUACUCAAUGCACUUUCUCUUGAUACAAGCGCAAGAGUAUCCCGUAUACUGUACGUUGUACAGUGUUUAGACGACCAAAGUCUUCGGGUGUUUUAUAUGCUUCUUCAAAGACAAUCAAAAUAUAUGGUUCUGUUGAGUCGAUUUAUUGAUUGUUGUGUAGACUAUAACGGAUCUGUAAUGGACACUGACGAAGAAAUCAAGACGAAGCGUCUUACACAAGUAAUCGAACUUUUGUCUUCGAAAUCACCAAACCAAAAACAAAUGGAACAGGAUCUCUGGAAAUUUGCCAAACUUAAUGACAGACAGUGCUAUAAAACUUUCCGGGAAACAAUUAACUUGCAAAAUUCAUUUGAGGACAUUCACAAGUUUAUGAAGCAUCUGCUUAAACGACUAAAACAACGAAGCCCUUCGAUUGUGGAUUCACUUCGUCUUCUGCUUUUUCGUUCCGCACCGUUGAUUAUUAACAAGACAAAUGUGAGCGAGCUCAUUCGAAAUAUGCAUAAUGAUACUGUUCGUAAAUCUUGCGAAAGUCUAUUGCAACAAGUAUCCUCCUUAUUUCCCGAUAUUUACGAAACUGCGCUGAAGGACAUCAAAGAAAUGAUUCUUCAGAACCAAUCGUCUGUGAGCCCAGAAACUUUAAAAACUGUAUCACAAUACUGUCUCCGAAAAAAAUCAUUUGAUCUCGGCCAUGAGGUCCUUGCAAUUUUGGAGAAGCUAUGUUUUGAAGGCACCGAUACGCAAGCAAAAUACAGUGCUGUAAUUCUUACUACCGUUCAAGAUGCAACAUAUCAAGAACGAAUGAGGGACAAAUUACUUGACAAUUUAACCUACUCUGAUAAAACCCCUACAGUUUUGGCUUCUUUAUCUAAGUACUUACUUAUAAAAGGUAACCUACUACUUUCUCAUGAAGAAAGGAUUACCGAGUUUUUGGUAAAAAAUGUUAUUCGUGCACAUGUAUCGGAUCCCAAUAUAACCAACACGCCUGAUGAUGUUUGGCUUCAAUUCUCAGAGUUGGAUUAUCACAUUCGAUCCAAAGUGCUCGCGCUCAAGUGUCUUACAAACAUGCUUACUUACAAUAAAAAUAAAGACGAUCGUGAACAGCGGGCUGCUCCCAUUCUCAAAUUACUGAGUGUAAUUUUAUUAACAAAUGGAGACAUGGAUCCUGAGCAUUCCACACCUUACAUUCAUGCCGCCUGGUUGCGGUUAUCGGCAGCACGCUUUUUGCUCAAGUUGGCUGUGUUGCCUGAAUUUGAACCGCUCGUUACAUUCCAAACAUUUCUGCACCUGUGUUUGCUCUGUCAAGACUCAAUUUAUGAAGUAAGACAGGAGUUCGUCCGGAGGCUACAGAAACUUCUCCAGUUUGACCGAUUGCCAGCACGCUUUCACGCAGCUAUUUUCCUGUUAGCACAUGACCCCGAAGCAGAGUUCUUGGGAAAGGUUCGCACUUGGGCAAAAUCGCGCUCUCUCUAUCUACGGAAGCACAAAAAUUACAUCAACGAAUAUGUUCUGACAUAUCUGAUUCACUUACUAGCGCACCAUCCAGACCUAAAUAUCGAGAGCACCGAAAGCCUGCUGAGUUUCCUCAAGUACUUUGAGUUCUAUCUUGACGUGGUUAUGUUCGCCGACAAUGUCUCUCUCCUAUACCAUCUCGCUCAACGUGUCAAACAAUACAGAGACACCAUCAGUGAAACAUCAGACGCCAUCUACUAUCUCAGUGAGCUUGCAAGAAUCGCGAUUUUCGUUCGAGCUAAUGUAUUCGGCUGGGCCAUCCCUUCUUUCCCAAAACAAAUUCGUCUGCCACAUGAAAUCUACAAAGUCAUCGAGGUUCCGGACGAGAAAAAGAUCACACAGGGAAAGACUUUUCUAUCUUCGGAAAUUGAGCAACAAGUCGAACAAAUCGUCAAGGCUAAUAUCCGCAGCAAUCAUCACACAGCAGCCUUGAAACGAUCCAAACCUGCACUUUCGGGUACUCCAAAGAAGCGAAGUACCAGAACCUCGCGUGCUCGUGGUCGUACUACUGCGCGAUCUGUACCAAAGCGCAAGCAGAGCCAGCAAUUGAAAAACGCUCUCGUGUCUUCGCCGACACGAAAAAGCCUAAGAACGCGAAAUCGUCUAAUCAAUUACCAAGAAUCGCCGUCAGAAAACGAGGAAAUUGAGGAUGUUGAAAGCUCUGAAAGCGAAGAACAAGAAGGGAUUUCGUCGGCAGAAGAAUAGAAAUACUAAUGUACAUUACAAACCAAAAGAAUGAUUAAUUUCAGCAAACUCGCUUAAUCGCAUUAAAUCGCUACGUCACUAUUUAACACGUGGAUAGUUAAUUUAAAUACGGGCUGUAUGA